Lycium ferocissimum is the source of this 1641-nucleotide messenger RNA. RefSeq names its product transcriptional corepressor LEUNIG_HOMOLOG-like. The record is from RefSeq and is a predicted model, not a curated record. The transcript has 11 exons. Gene Ontology annotation, molecular function: transcription corepressor activity; protein binding. NCBI's taxonomy places the organism in Eukaryota, Viridiplantae, Streptophyta, Magnoliopsida, Solanales, Solanaceae. Bases 21 to 1376 code for a protein of 451 amino acids.
ACUGGGAAGAACCUACUCGAAUGGAACCAAAUAAUCAUGUCCCUGCUAAUGUUUUGCCUGCUUCACCAGAAUUUUCUGAUGCGGGGAACAGCAGAUCUCUCCAACAAGCAUCUCAUCAAGGAUGGCCAUCCGUUGAUGUUUUGCCAAAUGUUGCAGUUCAAACAUUGGAUCCUGCCCCUGCAAGCUCUGGUGAUUUUUUUUGUGUGCUCACUCAAGCUAACUUGAGUGGAAAAGAUGCAGGCAUGCUUAGUGAUACAAGAAGAACUCCGGAGAAUCUACCAGCUGACCAGCAAAUAAUUGCUCCUAUGGGAGGAGUUAUGAGAAAUUCUGGAAAGCAACCUGCAGUGCAGAGUGGCAGAAAGAGGAAAACUCUAUCGAGUUCUCUGGCACCUGUUGGGAGAGAGAAAGCUACUGCCGUUGGUCUGGUUGAUGCAUUGACGGAACGUUUUGCUGCGCCUGCACACACUCAAGCUGAACGGGAAGUCAUCUCUUUCAAAGAGAUUAAUAACCUUCAAACAAAGAGUAAGCUCCUAUGUUGCCACUUCAACUCACAAGGAGAUUUGUUGGCUACUGCUGGAGAAGAUGGGAAGGUUCUGAUUUGGGACUUGGGAAAUGGCAAUGUUAAUUCUGGAGAAGGUCAUGCUCACUUCGUUACAGAUAUCCGUUUUAGACCAAACUCAACGGUGUUUGCAACAUCUUCCUUUGACAGAACUGUGAUGAUAUGGGAUGCAGCCAAGCCAAGCAACCCUUUCCAAAACCUUGUCGAGCAUGCUGGGCAUGUGAUGUCAAUAGAUUUUCAUCCAACAAAUGUGGGUCUUCUCAGUUCUUGUGAUAGCAAUGAUGAUAUUAGACUGUGGGAUGUCAAUACGGGCGAUUUCAAACUCAUUUUAAAGCUCUUGGUACAGAUGCAGGGGGGUGGUAAACAAGUUAGAUUUCAACCUCAACUUGGGGACACUUUGGCAGUUUCGACCAGAAAUAUUAUAAAUAUCUUCAAUGUCGAAACUAACAAUAUCCAAAAAAAGUUACAAGGACACGUCAAAGACGUCCAUUCAAUCUGCUGGGAUAUGAGUGGAAAUUUCAUGGCAUCCGUUUGCGAGGAUAGUGCACGGAUAUGGUCUGUUAGUGAAGGUAAGUGUAUACAUGAACUGCGCUCCAGUGGCAAUAAGUUCCAGUCGUGCACUUUCCACCCUCGGUACGGUCAAGUGUUGGUGAUUGGUUCGGAUAAGUUUCUGGAGUUGUGGAAUCCAAUCUCCCAGAGCAACAUAACUUUGCCAUGCAGCGAACAUGAUGGUAUAAUUUCUUCAUUAGCAGAUUCACCUCCGAAUGGAACCAUAGCUUCAGUGAGUCAUGACCAGUGGAUCAAGAUAUGGCAAUGACGCUUCUUUGUUGAUCAAGAUAAAACAAUCAUUUUUUCUUCUUCUUUCUCUUGUUCAAAUUACAUCAAUAUCUGAAUGAAACUACAACCGCAUACAACUUUUCGCUAACAACUAACGAAGUUGCAUUAGAGACCAAGGAAAUAUUCUUGGCGAAUCACAUGUAAUGAGUUAUCGAAAGGCUGUAUCAGUCACAAACUUUGACCAUUGUUUCAAACUCAUCUGUUCUAUUUUAUCAUUUUGUAGUUAAUAUUUACAAUGUUAAUUA